Molecule: messenger RNA, 1209 nt
Organism: Alternaria incomplexa
Lineage: Eukaryota; Fungi; Ascomycota; Dothideomycetes; Pleosporales; Pleosporaceae
Exons: 2
Coding region: 1-1209 (402 amino acids)
Molecular function (GO): oxidoreductase activity
Source: RefSeq, a predicted model, not a curated record
AUGCCCGUCAACAUCCUGGCCACAGCCUUCGACGAGGGCAUCGACUCCAUUCCAUACGGCUGGGCCGUCUUGAAGUUCGCUUCUGUUUGUGCAGUCUUGUACGUGCUGAAAUGGUUCUUCAGUGGCGCCACAAAUGGAUCGGAGAGGAACAUGCAUUCCAAGGUGGUUAUGGUGACGGGAGGCACUGCUGGCAUAGGUGCUGAGGUCGUAAGAGGCCUGGCAACUCGAGGUGCACAGAUUGUUCUCCUGGUUCGACAGCCCCUUGUCGACCCCUUCCUCGUCGACUACAUCGAAGACCUCCGAACCCAGACAGGCAACGAGCUUAUCACCGCCGAGCAUGUCGACCUCGAGGACCUGUAUAGCAUACGUCAGUUUGCAACCAAAUGGGUCGACAACGCACCGCCACGACGUCUCGACACAAUCGUCCUCUGCGCGAACACAAUGACACCACCAGGAGGCAAGGCAACACAGACCGAAGACGGGCUGGAGUCUACUUGGGGGCUGAACUACAUGGCCAACUUCCAUCUGUUGAGCAUACUCAGCCCAGCACUACGUGCUCAGCCUCCCGACCGAGACGUCCGAAUUAUCUUCGGUACAUGCCCGGCAUACGUGGGCGGAAAGUUGCCAGGUGUCGAUACAAAAGCAAAUACAGACGGAAAGAGCGACCCUGGACAACUCGACUUCACCCCUUCCACCGUAUACGCAACCUCCAAGCUCGCCCUCAUGACCUUCGCCGUAGCCUUCCAGAAGCAUCUCUCAAACUACGUCCGUCCUGACAAGCAGCCCAUGAACGCACGCGUAAUCAUGGUCGACCCGGGCUGGUCACGAACACCCGGCAUGCGGCGAUACCUUACCUUCGGCUCGCUGUGGGGGCUGGCGAUAUACCUCAUUACAUGGCCGUUGUGGUGGCUUGUGUUGAAGAGCCCUGACCAAGGCGCACAAACCUUCUUAUACGCGGCUAUGGAGGCACAAUGGGGUCGUGGAGAAGGGGCAUACUUCCUCAAGGAAUGUCGGAGAAAGAUAUGGACAAGGAAGGAGAUCGAUGAUGAACUGCUGCAGAAGAAGCUUUGGGAGAGCAGUGAGAAGACGAUCGAGAUUCUUGAGAAAGAAAGCGCAAAGAAGAGGGCGGCUGAGAAAAAGCAGAAGGAGAAGUCUGAGGGCAAGAGUACCGCAAAGGCGCCUAGCGGUGAUGCUAAGCAACGGAAGUAG